Molecule: messenger RNA, 1014 nt
Organism: Blastomyces dermatitidis ER-3
Lineage: Eukaryota; Fungi; Ascomycota; Eurotiomycetes; Onygenales; Ajellomycetaceae
Product: meiotic recombination protein DMC1
Exons: 9
Coding region: 1-1014 (337 amino acids)
Biological process (GO): DNA repair; mitotic recombination; reciprocal meiotic recombination
Cellular component (GO): condensed nuclear chromosome; nucleus
Molecular function (GO): ATP-dependent DNA damage sensor activity; double-stranded DNA binding; ATP hydrolysis activity
Source: RefSeq, a predicted model, not a curated record
AUGCCUGCGUCAAAUGCCAGUGAUGAGUUUGAUGAUGAUGUCUUCAUCGUCGAUAUCGACGGCAUCCAAGCUCACGGUGUUGGAGCUGCGGAUAUUACGAAACUGAAAGCAAACGGGUUUUAUACUGUUGCUUCUGUCCAUGGAGCCACAAGAAAGACGUUGCUGAAAAUCAAGGGCUUCAGUGAAGUCAAGGUAGAGAAAAUCAAGGAGGCUAUUCAGAAAUGCCAGCCCUCAGCGUCUGGAUUCAUAACUGCAAUGGAGCUUGGCCACCAGAGAAAGCGGGUCGUAAGGAUUUCCACCGGAAGCAAACAAUUCGACUCUAUCUUGGCCGGUGGAUUUCAGAGCAUGAGUAUCAGUGAAGUCUACGGCGAGUUUCGUUGCGGCAAAACGCAACUCUCGCACACGAUGUCUGUCGUAGCCCAGCUUCCAAAGGACAUGGGGGGCGCGGAAGGUAAAGUAGCCUAUAUCGAUACCGAAGGCACAUUCCGCCCUGAAAGAAUUGCACAAAUCGCGGAGCGGUUUGGUGUUGACCCGGAUUCCGCGCUGGAAAACAUUGCGUAUGCAAGAGCACUGAAUAGCGAACACCAGCUGGAGCUUCUGAACACGCUGGCGAAAGAGUUUGCGGGUGGUGAGUACCGCUUGCUGAUCAUUGACAGCAUCAUGAACUGUUUUCGCGUCGAUUACUGUGGGCGCGGGGAACUGGCGGAUCGACAGCAAAAGUUGAACCAGUUCCUAAUGAAACUCGCGCACAUGGCGGAAGAAUUCAACGUUUGCGUUUUGAUGACAAAUCAGGUACAAAGCGAUCCUGGAGCAAGUGCCCUGUUCGCUGGUGCGGAUGGACGCAAACCAGUUGGAGGGCAUAUCCUAGCACACGCUUCAACCACUCGAGUCUUGCUUCGGAAAGGCCGAGGUGAUGAAAGAGUUGCAAAGAUUCAGGAUUCUCCAGAUUGUCCGGAGCGCGAGGCCAUUUACGUGAUCACGAAUGGAGGUAUCAAUGAUCCAGACAAGAUAUAG